This is a messenger RNA of Syzygium oleosum, 1950 nucleotides long. Its product is annotated as L-type lectin-domain containing receptor kinase IX.1-like. Bases 1 to 1950 code for a protein of 649 amino acids. Gene Ontology annotation, molecular function: carbohydrate binding; protein kinase activity; ATP binding. Gene Ontology annotation, biological process: protein phosphorylation. Gene Ontology annotation, cellular component: plasma membrane. NCBI's taxonomy places the organism in Eukaryota, Viridiplantae, Streptophyta, Magnoliopsida, Myrtales, Myrtaceae. The transcript has a single exon. The record is from RefSeq and is a predicted model, not a curated record.
AUGGCCCCCUAUUUGGAGUCCAAGCGCUCACUGCGCGUUUUCCUUCUCUUCUUGUCCAUCUACGUGCUGCUUCGAUCGGGCAAUUCCCUUUCCUUCAACAUAUCUCGCUUCGACCCGCAGGCCACAGACAUGGUCUAUGAAGGCGAUGCAAAGCCGAACGUCGGGACCAUUGACUUCACUAGCGCCACUUACUAUGGCCAUAUUGGCCGAGCAUUUUACGCAGAAAAGCUGCGGCUCUGGGACUCCGCCUCCAGGAGGCUCACUGACUUCUCCACUCGCUUCUCUUUCACCAUUGACACACAUAACCAGUCGGAGUACGGGUCUGGCUUGGCCUUCUUCCUUGCCCCGGUUGGGUUCCAAAUCCCGGUCAACUCGAUUGGUGGCUUCUUAGGCCUGUUCAACACCACGUACAGCGACUCGUCCUCGAACCAAAUCGUUGUGGUCGAGUUCGACACCUUUGCCAAUCCCGAAUGGGACCCUCCGUAUGAGCAUGUUGGGAUCAACAAUAACUCGAUUGCUUCGGCGGUGAACACCCCUUGGAAUGUCAGCUUUCACAGUGGUGACACUGCCGACGUGUGGAUUGCGUACAACUCUGCGACCAAGAACUUGAGUGUUUCUUGGUGCUACCAGACUACGCCAAACCCGCAUGAAAACACAAGUAUUUCGUAUCAGAUUGAUCUUACCACUGUCUUGCCCGAGGAGGUGAUGAUCGGUUUCUCAGCUGCGACUGGCUAUUACAUUGAACGUCACCAACUUGAAUCUUGGUCCUUCAGUUCGAACCUCGAAGUUGAGGAAAAGCAAGGAAAUGCAAGGACCAAGUUAAUUGUUGGCUUAGCAGUUCCGCUAGGAGUCCUACUCUGCAGCAUGGCGGCUAUAUUGGCAAUCCUUUGGAGGAGGAAGAGGAGGAGCGAGGGAUCGGAGAUGGCGAACUUGACGUCCAUAAAUGAUGAGCUUGAGAGAGGUGCAGGGCCACGGAGGUUUACGUAUGCGGAUCUCGUUUCUGCUACCAACAACUUUGCUGGGGAGAGGAAGCUGGGCGAAGGCGGGUUUGGGGCGGUCUACAGGGGAUAUCUGGUUGGCCUGGACGCAGCAGUUGCGGUGAAGCCGAUAUCAAGAGGUUCAAAACAAGGGAAGAAGGAGUUCAUCACCGAGGUGAAGGUGAUCAGCAGCCUGAGGCACAGAAAUUUGGUGCAACUUAUUGGUUGGUGCCACGAGGCGAAUGUGUUCCUGCUCGUCUACGAGUUCAUGCCGAACGGUAGCCUUGACAGGCACCUCUUCGGCAAGAGGAGCCCUCUAAGUUGGGCUGCCCGGUACAAGAUUUCGGUCGGGCUCGCCUCCGCACUGCUCUAUCUCCAUGAGGAGUGGGAGCAGUGCGUGGUGCGCAGGGACAUCAAGUCGAGCAACGUGAUGCUAGACUCGGGGUUCAACGUCAAGCUUGGAGACUUCGGGCUGGCCCGCCUCAUGGACCACGAGCUUGGGCCGCAGACAACUGGGGUAGCUGGCACGUUUGGAUACCUAGCCCCGGAGUAUGUGAGCACAGGGCGAGCGAGCAAGGAGUCCGAUGUGUAUAGCUUCGGGGUGGUUGUGCUUGAGAUUUCUACGGGGCGGAGGUCCGUUGAUCCAAUGGAGCGAUCGUCGCAGAUGAGUUUGGUGGAGUGGGUGUGGGACCUCUAUGGGAAAGGCCGGGUUGUUGAGGCUAUGGAUGAGACACUCCAAGUGGAUUUUGAUGAAAAACAAGUGGAGUGCUUGUUGGUCGUGGGCUUGUGGUGUGCUCAUCCCGAUCGGGGCUUGAGGCCCUCCAUAAGGCAAGCGCUUCAGGUCCUCAAUUUUGAAGCUACGGUGCCUGUUCUUCCUAAUAAGAUGCCGAUCGCAGUGUACCAUGUGCAGUUGCCGCCGUCUGUCAGCUCCGGCGAGCCUCCCAUCACCAAUAGUCUCCAAGAAGGUCGUUGA